AUGACCUCCUGGGCCCUCCUGUUCCUUGCCUCAGUGCUCCUGGCCACCCCGGGGCUGACCUUUUGUGGUCUUUCCCCUGAGGACCAUGACCUGGAUAUGGCUGACAGGUGUCAGGAUGAGCCGUUCUUCCAGAUGCUGGCCCAGGAGACCCCCCAGAGGGACCUGCUGAACAAAACUGAAGGGCUGAUUUACAACUGUUGGCCAUCUUGGAAGAUAAUGUCUCUGCUGAAGAAAAUGGUGGGAGAGGAGGCCAGUCAGGAAACCAUGAAAGGGGCUGUAUUCCUGGUGUGCAUGGAGGUGAUGUUGCUGAGAGGUUUCUGGAUGAGAAUGGUGUCCAGAUUCGUUAGACUCAUCUCCCAGGCAUCCUUCGUGGCAAAACUCCCAGGGAAAUCUGUGUGACACUCAGAAUAUGCUGCCAUCAGGUCUCUGAGCCUCUGGGGUCUCUGACCCCACCCUGGGGAGAAGCACAGAGUCUCCCACAACCACCACCUGCUUCUGCCCUCCCAGAUCCAGAGCCGACCC
Prionailurus viverrinus (fishing cat) is the source of this 522-nucleotide messenger RNA. Its product is annotated as antimicrobial peptide NK-lysin-like. Bases 1 to 399 code for a protein of 132 amino acids. The transcript is spliced from 5 exons. Gene Ontology annotation, biological process: antimicrobial humoral immune response mediated by antimicrobial peptide; defense response to bacterium; killing of cells of another organism. Gene Ontology annotation, cellular component: cytolytic granule. The record is from RefSeq and is a predicted model, not a curated record. NCBI's taxonomy places the organism in Eukaryota, Metazoa, Chordata, Mammalia, Carnivora, Felidae.